Molecule: messenger RNA, 1302 nt
Organism: Trypanosoma grayi
Lineage: Eukaryota; Euglenozoa; Kinetoplastea; Trypanosomatida; Trypanosomatidae
Exons: 1
Coding region: 1-1302 (433 amino acids)
Source: RefSeq, a predicted model, not a curated record
AUGAAAAAGAUAUUCUGUGUUCUCUUUCCGUUCGCACUCUGCGUGUGGUGUGCCGGCGGGGUUGCGGCAGUGGAUGAGGAGAGGCGUGUAGAGGUGGCGAGUGUUGGUGGCUACGCCGUGAUGGCUGAUAGUGUCGCUGCACCUGCGGCUGGUGCUGUUCCUUGCCCUCCUGAGAGCGCUCCUCCCAAGGGAACGUGCACGGAUGCCAAUACAGAAGAUGAGGUGGUGGGCUCUGGCACUUGUGGAGAAGAAGGCCGGCUUGGUAGCUGUGGUCCUGCUAAGGAUCAAGGGUCUUGCAAGGGUAGUCCUCCAAAGGGUUGCCCGGGGUCCAAGGAGACUGGCGCAGAUGGUUUAUGUGCAGAAAAGGUGGGAACAAAUUGCACGACAUCUUCGGCGGUGGAGCCUAAAGCCACACCAGAUCCCGGUGAUGUCGAAGUGGCUGGCCCUGAAGAUUUUAACAAACCACCGUGCAAGGAUGGCCAGACUGAGAAAGAUGGCGCCUGUGUGCCUGGGGUAGAUCAAUCACAGCGGGGAGGGAGUGGGGAACACAUUGAUCGCGGUAUCAAAGGUACUCGAGGUGAGCCUGGGCCACCACCUAUAACUCUGAAGGAAAACGAAAAAAAAGAGAGAGAUAGCAGCGUUGAAAGAUGCGAUACCACUAAGCCGGGGAAGUGCACAGGGUCAUUGACUAAUAGCCUGCCUGACAGUUCUGAACCACAGCCUUCAACCCCGUUGCAACCGCAGACCGAUCCAGCAACGGCACCUGGAGGCACCUCGAACAACGGGAAAGCAAUUGAUGGCAAUAAGGGUCAACAAACUGCUCCACAGAACACGAGUCAUACUCCUAGUGGUGGUGGUGGCAGCACACAUGAGAAAACACAGGAAGAAAAGAACGAAGAGGCGAAGAAGCACGCGGAUACCAACAAUGGCCAAGGUAAUUCGGCGAGUGAAGUCAGCGGUACCUUCACAAGUACUAACGGUGGGGGGCCGGGUUCUGAUGCUUCCCCACCCUCAGAGCACAAUACCGAAGCUGCCAGUGCUGCUGAGGAUCAUUCCAAUUCGGAUCUUAUUCAGGCCUCUAAUAUUCACAGUGCAGGUAAAGAAAAUGAUUCCGUGCAAUCGUCCGCCACUUCAAUGCCUUCUUCAUCCAGUGCGCCAGCGGACACAAUCAGCACAACAAGCAGCAGUCCUGUUCCAGAGGAAGCCAAAGACACGAAGAAUGCGGACAGCAGCGUCAGCCCUGUGUGGGUGCAUGCACCGCUGCUUCUGCUGACGUUGUUUGCAGUGACGGCUGUGUCAUGA